Messenger RNA from Papilio xuthus (Asian swallowtail), 2913 nucleotides. RefSeq names its product E3 ubiquitin-protein ligase Trim9 (gene Trim9). Lineage: Eukaryota; Metazoa; Arthropoda; Insecta; Lepidoptera; Papilionidae. Gene Ontology annotation, cellular component: neuron projection. The transcript is spliced from 10 exons. Gene Ontology annotation, molecular function: zinc ion binding; protein binding. The record is from RefSeq and is a predicted model, not a curated record. Gene Ontology annotation, biological process: axon guidance. Bases 222 to 2231 code for a protein of 669 amino acids.
CAAUUUGUCAAGAGUAGUGUAUUUGUCUUAUUAGUUUUUUUUUUAUUUUAUUCGCCUCCAAUAAUCAAAACGUAAACUACGAGUUGUUUUGUGAAAUAUCUAGGUUUAUAAGUAACAACCUAUAAAAUAUUGCGUUUGUAAUCUACUAUGUUAUAAAUAACGGUGAUAUUAUUAGUGAGUGAUUGUGAAAUAAUUCUUUAUUACAUCGGAAUGGACACAAAAUGGAAGAAGAAUUAAGAUGUUUUGUUUGUAAAGAAUUCUACAAAGAACCAGUAUUGCUACCUUGUGGGCACGCAUUGUGCCGUGUUUGUGCUGUUGGCCUACAAAGUCAUUUACCAGAAGCAGACAAUGCCUCGGGUACUGCAAAUGACUAUCAGGAGGCAGAUAAGGCAUCUGUGUCGAGCGAAACCGAUAGCGGUGUCGUUUGUGGAUCUAGACCUAAUAGUUUCGCGGGAACACCGGCUGCCGCAGUGUAUUCGUCGGCAGCUUUCAGCCUCCUGUGUCCGCAAUGUAACAAACAAGUUUUUUUGGACGACAAUGGAGCCGAAGGGCUACCACCUUUUCGAGUGAUGCGUACUAUCGUAGAGCGAUUCGGCGGUGUAGUAGGAGCGCCACCUGCAGAAGAAGCUUGUCAGAUGUGUGAAGGUGAAAGACGGGCUGCUGUAGUUCGAUGCGAACAAUGUUCAGUGAGGUAUUGUGCCGGUUGUCGUGACGCCUGGCACCCUACUCGCGGUCCCCUCGCGCAGCAUGAGUUGCGCGCCCUAGGAACUACGUGCUCAGAUCAUGGAUCGCCUCCAGUUCUGUACUGCAACACAUGUUUAGUGCCGAUUUGCCAGCGGUGCCUGGGUGAGCGACACUCCGCCCAUGAAACACAGCAGCUUUCCAGUGCAGCUAGAGCUCAUAAGACUGAAUUAUCACAAUCACUCCAGCAGCUUUCAGAACAAGCAAAAGCCAUGACUGAAUAUAUUCAGCUAGUCAAAGGAUCCGGAGAUAAAAUAAAUGAAUCGUGUGAAGAACUAGAAAGACAAAUAGAUCAGGCAUGUGCAGAAGUAACCCGUGCAAUAGACCGACGCAGAGACGAACUGGUCAGAGCUGCUCGGAAUACCCGGUCACAAGCUAUAGCAAAUAUGCGCUUACUCACUUCCCAUGCUGCGCAGAAGUUACGUGAAGCCACUGCUUUACUGCAUUUUUCUAUAGAAGCUUUAAAGGAAUCAGAUCAUGCUGCAUUCUUACAGGUGGGGAACAUCCUGUCGGCUCGUGCGCAGGAGACAGCCGCGGGUCUCUGCUCGUCGCUCGACCCGCCGCCUUCCCCGCCCGCCCUAACGCUAGACAUCGAGCCUGUCAUACGCACAGUUAGGACUAUGAAUUUCGUUGAAUGCAUACCAUUGGAAAAACAAAUGAAGUCAUCAGCGCCGGGCGCGCCAGAGAUGGCGGUGGAGGCGUGCGCGGCGCGCGGCUGCUCGUGCACGCUAGCGUGGCGCGCGCCCGCUGCGCCUGCCGCCGUGCGCGGUUACGUCCUCGAACUGGACGACGGACUCGGCGGACCCUUCCGAGAGGUGUACUGCGGACGCGAGACGGUGUGCACGGUGGACGGAUUACACUACGCUUCGUUAUACAGCGCGCGCGUGAAGGCCUUCAACGGUGCCGGCGAGGGGCCCUACAGCGAGAUCAUCGGGCUGCAGACCUCGCCCGUGGCGUGGUUCGCGUGGGACUUGCGGUGUGCGGGUGCGGAGGACGCGCUGUGCCUGAGCGCAGACGGGCUGAGCGCGCGCGCUGCGGGCUGGCAGCCGCGCGUGGUGCUCGCGGACCAGCCUCUAGCGCGCGGCGUGCACUAUUGGCGCCUGCGUCUCGACGCGCACGAUGGCGACGCGGACCCCGCUUUCGGCAUCGCACGGGCCGAUGUUGCCAAGGACAAAAUGCUCGGGAGCGACGCUCUGGGGUGGGCGAUGUACAUCGACAGCGCACGCUCGUGGUUCGUGCACGGCGGAGCGCACGGCGGGCGCGCGGAGGGCGGCGUCACUCGCGGCAGCACUGUCGGUGUCCUGCUCGACCUCGCGCGCGGCACGCUCCGCUUCGCAGUCGACGACCGCCCGCAGGGCGAUAUAGCAUUCACUGGUCUGCGCGGCGCGUUCUACCCGGCCGUGUCGUUGAACCGCGGCGUGGCUGUCACGCUGGAGCCUGGUCUGCAGCCGCCACCUGAGCUGCUCAUGGAAACCCUCGCCAUUGAAUAACACACCAUACUCUUUCAUCUACUUCCACUGUGACGAGAAUAAGCGCAUAUACAUUUUGUAUAUCCAAAUAGGUAUUUUUUGGCGACAAAUGUUGAAACUGGAUUACAGAAAACAUUUGAUAUUUUUUAGCUAUAAAAUGUAACAUGAAUUAGUUCCCAUCCUCCACGGCCGACAAUGGCUGACGAUGAUCUCUCUAUGGAGCCAUUUUUUAUAUUAUUUGUCGAAAAACUUACAAUUUAACAAUUAAAAUUUAAAACAAAAAUAGUUUAAUUGUAUUGUAAUUUGUUUGCGAAAGUAUUUUGAUGUUUGGAUAUGGCCAAGACAAUUAACUUAGAUAAUUCCCGCCCAUUUUAUUACUAACAUACUAAUAUUUAUAAAUUAAUUUAAAAAUUAAAUUAAAAAUGACGUGUUGCUUUGUAUGUGUGUUGAGUUUUAACAUAGCUUUAUGAUAAGUGUGACUGAGCGUGGUUUAUAUAUUGAUGUUUAGAGGAGAGAAUGUGCCAUGACCGAACAAUUGUUGUUAUUCGACAUUUACAAAAAUUGAGUCAUUUUAAAUGUUUUUAAAAGUUAUGUCAAUUAGGUAGAUGAUAAAAAUCACUUCAAAGAUGUGAAUCAUAAUUUGAUGAUAAAUAAUAAUAAAUUUGUGCGAAUACUAAUUAAGCAAUAUUUAAUAUGUAACAAA